Drosophila innubila is the source of this 3536-nucleotide messenger RNA. It is a transcript of the gene Myo61F, whose product is annotated as unconventional myosin IC. The transcript has 7 exons. Bases 220 to 3327 code for a protein of 1035 amino acids. Gene Ontology annotation, cellular component: vesicle; myosin complex; actin cytoskeleton. Lineage: Eukaryota; Metazoa; Arthropoda; Insecta; Diptera; Drosophilidae. The record is from RefSeq and is a predicted model, not a curated record. Gene Ontology annotation, biological process: actin filament organization; vesicle transport along actin filament. Gene Ontology annotation, molecular function: ATP binding; microfilament motor activity; actin filament binding.
AUUGAUGGUUAAAACGUUAUUGCCAACUCUGGGAUCGAGUUAGUUUGCCAACGCAAUCGUUGACGUGCGGAUGAUGUGCAGAAAUUGAUUGAGAAUCCAACGUGUAUACGUGCUCCUCCAGUGUAAACAGUGUCAAGUGCCCCCAGGGAGAGACCAAGACAAAUAUAGAGAGAGAGAUAGAUCUACUCAUAAGGAUAAACCAUAAACAAACACUUCAUCAUGGCCAGCCUCUCAUUACCCAACAUGGAGACGGGUCUGCACGAACGCGAUCGUGCUGGAGUUCAGGACUUUGUGCUGCUCGAGAAUUAUGAGAGCGAGGAUGCAUUCAUUGGCAAUCUGAAGAAGCGGUUCCAGGAGAACCUCAUCUAUACCUACAUUGGUCAGGUGCUCAUCUCGGUGAAUCCCUACAAGCAGCUGCCCAUCUACUCCGAUGCCCACAUCAAGGAGUAUCGCAACAAGCACUUUUAUGAGAUGCCACCUCAUAUCUUUGCGGUGACGGACAACGCUUUUCGCUCCCUCAUCGAGGAGAAUCGCGGUCAGUGCGUGCUCAUCUCGGGUGAGAGCGGUUCCGGCAAGACGGAGGCUUCCAAGAAGGUCUUGCAAUACAUUGCCGCCUGUUCGGGUCACCAGACAACCGUUGAGGGCGUCAAGGAUAAGCUGCUGAAGAGUAAUCCCGUGCUGGAGGCCUUUGGCAAUGCCAAGACGAAUCGCAAUGACAACUCCUCUCGCUUUGGCAAGUACAUGGACAUUCAGUUCGAUUACAAGGGUGCUCCAAUUGGUGGCAACAUCUUGAACUAUCUGCUGGAGAAGUCACGAGUGGUGGCCCAAACUGCUGGAGAGCGUAACUUCCACAUCUUCUAUCAGCUGGUGGCGGGUGCGGAUGCCACACUGCUGCAGGAGCUGCGCCUGGAGCGUGCUCUGGUCAGCUACAGUUACCUGAGCGAUGGGGUCAAUGGCAGCGUAGCCAGCAUCAAUGAUGCUGAUAACUUCAAGCAGGUGCAGCAGGCACUGAGUGUCAUCGAUUUCAGCGGCGAGGAGCAGCGUGAGAUCUUUAGCAUUGUGGCGAGCAUACUGCAUCUGGGCAACAUUGGCUUCAACGAGGUCGAGGGCAAUGCCCAGGUGAACAAUCGUGAUCUGGUUGUCACCAUCUCCCGCCUGCUCGGUGUCAAUGCCAGCGAACUGGAAGCGGCGUUGACGCAUCGCACCAUCGAUGCACGUGGCGAUGUGGUGACUUCACCACUGAACCAGGAGCUGGCCAUCUAUGCCCGAGAUGCCUUGGCCAAGGCUGUCUACGAUCGCAUGUUCUCCUGGCUGGUGCAGCGUCUGAACAUCUCGUUGCAGGCGAAGGAGACGCGUGGAGCACGUAACAAUGUCAUGGGCAUCCUGGAUAUCUAUGGCUUUGAGAUCUUCAAGCGGAACAACUUUGAGCAGUUCUGCAUUAAUUUCUGCAAUGAGAAGCUGCAGCAACUGUUCAUCGAGCUGACCCUCAAGUCGGAGCAGGAUGAAUAUAGACGCGAGGGCAUUGAAUGGAUUCCCGUGGAGUACUUCGACAACAAGGUCAUUUGCAAUCUGAUUGAGGAGAAGCACAAGGGCAUCAUCUCGAUUCUGGAUGAGGAGUGUCUGCGGCCGGGUGAACCCACCGAUCGCACCUUCCUGGAGAAGCUCACCCAGAAGCUGGCCGAGCAUCAUCAUUAUGUGUGCCACGAGAAGGCGCCAAUCCAUGUGCAGAAGAUCAUGGGACGUGAUGAGUUCCGUCUGGUGCACUAUGCCGGCGAGGUGACCUACAGCGUCAAUGGUUUCCUGGACAAGAACAACGAUUUGCUGUUCCGCGAUCUCAAGGAAACCCUGAGCAAGGCGGGCAACGCCAUUGUCCGCUCCUGCUUCCCGGAACAGGAGCUGCGCAGCAAGAAGCGUCCCGAGACGGCCAUAUCACAGUUCAAGACCUCGCUGAACAACUUGAUGGAGAUUCUGAUGUGCAAGGAGCCCAGUUACAUUCGCUGCAUCAAACCCAAUGAUCUGCAAUCGCCGGGCAUCUUUGAUGAUCAGCUGGUGCUGCAUCAGGUCAAGUAUCUGGGUCUCAUGGAGAAUCUGCGUGUGCGUCGUGCCGGCUUCGCCUACAGACGCAGCUAUGAUCUCUUCCUGAAUCGCUACAAGUGCCUGAGCAAGAACACCUGGCCCAACUACAAGGGAGCUGGCGGAGCAAAGGCUGCUGUCCAGUUGCUAGUCAAGGAUCUGGGCUAUGACAACGAAAAGUUUAAGAUGGGCGAGACGAAGCUCUUCAUCCGCUGGCCACGCACACUCUUCGACACGGAGGAUGCCUACCAGGCGAAAAAGCACGACAUUGCUUCAAUCAUUCAGGCACACUGGAAGGGUCUGCUCCAGCGCCGCAAGUACCUGAAGCUGCGUGCUCUGGUCAUCAGUCUGCAGAGCUACUGUCGCCGUCGUCUGGCCCAGCAGGCGGCGAAGCAGCGUCGCGAAGCCGCCGACAAGAUUCGUGCCUUCAUCAAGGGAUUCAUAACGCGCAACGAUCCGCCAAAUGGAUUCAAUGAGGAUUUCAUUGCGAAUACCAAGCGCAUGUGGCUGCUGCGACUGGCCAAGGAGCUGCCCACCAAGGUGCUCGACAAAAGUUGGCCCUCAGCUCCUGGACAUUGCCAGGAGGCGUCCACGUAUCUGCAUCGCUUGCACCGCCUGCAUUUGGCCAGGAUUUACCGCUUGAAGCUGACGCCGCAGCGUAAGCGACAGUUCGAGUUGAAGGUUCUCGCCGAGAAGGUCUUCAAGAAUAAGAAGAACAACUAUGCGGGCAGUGUUCCCGCCUGGUUCCAGGACGAUCGUGUGCCCAAGGAUCACAUCCAGCGUGUCAAUGACUUUGUGGCCAGCACAUUUGGCAGCGAGCAACUCAAAUAUCAGUCAGUCUGCACAAAGUUCGAUCGACAUGGUUACAAGUCACGCGAACGCUUCAUCCUGCUCAGCAACAAGGCUGUCUAUGUCCUGGACGGCAAGAGCUACAAGCAGAAGCAUCGCCUGCCUCUGGAGAAGAUUGACUUUACGCUGACGAACCACAACGACGACUUGAUGGUGAUACGGAUACCGCUGGAACUUAAAAAGGACAAAGGCGAUUUGAUCCUCAUCAUUCCACACAUCAUCGAGUUCUGCACCUACAUCAUUGACACUGUUGGCACCGCCAACAUCGUUUCCAUUGUGGACAGAGAUUCGCUGGAACACAACGUGGUCAAGGGAAAGGGUGGUGUCAUAGACAUCCAAACGGGCUCCGAGCCGGGAAUUGUGCGUGAUAAGAGCGGCCAUCUUGUUGUUAUUGCUGGUCAAUAAGGAAUUUAACACAAAUACCUAAUUAAUGGCUUUAAAUCAAACGACAAUUGUUUUGUUACCUAUAUUCGUGUAAUUUAUACUGUAUUUUUGUAUUUUGUUAAUGCAACGAGGCGUGUAAUUUUGAUUUUAUAUAUGUAUGUAUUAUGUUCCGCUAUUAAACGUAUGCAACUGUUUAUAUAAAUCUUAUAUUUAUGUGAGCUUAUAUUUAA